ACAAUUUUGAGAGAGAGAAAGAUAUAUAUACAAUAUAAACGUGCAGUUGGCUGAAGUCUUAGGGAAGUUGAGCUUGGGCGGGGAGUUUGUGGCAACGGCUUGGCGGGAAUCCGCGUGGGUCCUACAAGGGCAUAGAGACAACUUCGUAAUUAAGCACUCCUUGCGAGACACCGGGAUCUUACUAUUUUGUUGCACACCUGUUCCCGUCCUGGCCUAUCCCUUAAUUUCUCUUUGCUUCUCUUCCAUAUCCCUUGAAUAUUAAUCAAAUCUAGCUGUUAGGCUUCGGUGAAACUGUUGUGCGGAGCGCAAUUUGUGUCACAACGCGGAAACAGAUGCUCCGAGUUGACACCAUGUUCGCAGCCCUCUAAGGCCUGGACAGGGAAUUGAACACAGAAGCCCACCAUGGAGGGUCUUUUCACUUUGCUCAUGUUGAGCAUUGUGAUGGCGAUUACUUCCUUCGUCGUUGGCUCACUACCCCUGACCUUCGCGCUUUCUCCCUCUCAAUUGCGAUUGAUCUCCUCCGUUGGUAUGGGAGUCCUAGUCGGGACGUCUCUGAUUGUUAUCAUACCAGAAGGAGUCGAAACACUCUACAGUGCAGGCACCUCCCACAAAGCGAAAAGUACAGUAACUCGAUCGGUGGACGUCAAUUGGCAGCACAGCGGUCCUGCUCCAGUACUCGCUUCUAUAAUCCCAUCGAAUGAAGUUCCAACAGUCUCUCAUGGGGCUGUCUUUCCGAGGGCAGCGCAGCCGGAAAGCGCAUGGAUCCCUUUGACGGAUAAGCUCCACGCAGUACAGCCGGACGAACAGGCAGCUAAGGAGAGACGAGGUGCCUACCCCAAGGAUGAGCCUGAAGAUGAUAACCAUGAUAGCGAGAAGAGUGAUGAGCACGAGGAUGAUAGCUCCGCGCACGCCUGGAUAGGGAUCGCACUGAUUAGCGGGUUCAUCCUCAUGUACCUCAUCGACAAGCUUCCGGAGCUGGCGUCAUUCUCCUCGAAGCAGCAGAGAACCCCAUACCAUAUUUCUCUGGAUAACUUAGGCUCAGGGCUGCGUCGCAAUUCUUCUCCUUCUCGGGAGGGUAUGCAGGAAUCCGGGACCAGCUCAAGAGCCAGCCACAGCUUUGCAACUACGACGGGCCUUGUAAUCCAUGCUGCCGCGGACGGGAUCGCGCUGGGAGCAUCCAGUUCCGACACGGGCUUAAGCUUCAUUAUUUUCCUUGCUAUAAUGGUCCACAAGGCCCCCGCCUCUUUCGGACUCACGUCUGUUCUACUCAAACAAGGGCUGUCGAGUCGUGCGGCUAGAGCUCAUCUGCUCGUCUUCAGCUUGGCAGCUCCGGUGGGUGCGUUGGCAACUUUUCUUUUCGUGCAAACAUUGGGCUCUGGACUGAGCGGCGACGAAGCUGGGACUCGUUGGCGGACGGGCAUGCUUCUGUUGUUCUCCGCAGGCACUUUCCUAUAUGUUGCCAUGCAUACUAUGCAAGAAACUGGCGCGAAUUCGGCGUCGACUGAUAUAAAUAUCAACGGGUACGGCGACGGAAGAGACAACCAACAACGAGCGUCUAAGUCGAUGAGGGACUUGAUCGCCUCGGUCAUCGGAAUGAUCCUACCCCUGUUCUUACAGAUCGGUCAUGCUCAUUGAUGUGG
This is a messenger RNA of Paecilomyces variotii, 1640 nucleotides long. RefSeq names its product zinc-regulated zinc transporter protein. Gene Ontology annotation, molecular function: metal ion transmembrane transporter activity. The record is from RefSeq and is a predicted model, not a curated record. Gene Ontology annotation, biological process: zinc ion transport; transmembrane transport. Gene Ontology annotation, cellular component: membrane. NCBI's taxonomy places the organism in Eukaryota, Fungi, Ascomycota, Eurotiomycetes, Eurotiales, Thermoascaceae. The coding region runs from base 403 to 1635 and encodes 410 amino acids. The transcript is spliced from 3 exons.